This is a messenger RNA of Salvelinus fontinalis (brook trout), 2660 nucleotides long. Its product is annotated as ubiquitin carboxyl-terminal hydrolase 37-like. The record is from RefSeq and is a predicted model, not a curated record. The transcript is spliced from 10 exons. Gene Ontology annotation, molecular function: cysteine-type endopeptidase activity; cysteine-type deubiquitinase activity. Gene Ontology annotation, cellular component: nucleus; cytosol. NCBI's taxonomy places the organism in Eukaryota, Metazoa, Chordata, Actinopteri, Salmoniformes, Salmonidae. The coding region runs from base 479 to 1648 and encodes 389 amino acids. Gene Ontology annotation, biological process: protein deubiquitination; G1/S transition of mitotic cell cycle.
UUCCAUUGGCUGGGGAUCAAGGAAAAAAGGAUUUAGCACUAUCACAUCUUCUUGUCAACAGAAAAAACGUCAGAAAGCAAAUUCAGUUGAUGUGGAGCAGAAGAGAAGAAAGAAGAAGGAGAGUGGCACUUCAUCCCCCUCUCCUAUUCCAUCUGACCGUUCUGAACAGAAUGGCUUCGCCACCUCUGACCCCUCACACUCUGACCAACUCUCCUCCCUCCAUCCACCUCCCUCUCCUGUUAAAUGUUCCUCUCAGCCUUGCUCUCCUGCUAAACAGCCCUCUGUACCCCGGUCACCUGCCAAACACCCUUCCCCAGUGAAAUCCUCUCCAGUGGUGUCCCAUCCUAGUUCUCCCACUCCUACCAACCCUCUGGACUGUCAUGGAGACACCAGCCAGGAGGGCGCAACAGUCAGACCUCUGUCUCUUCAGGAACACUCUAGUCCAAGGCCCCAGAGGCCAGUCUCAGCCACCAGAAGCAUGACUCUUCCCAGGGCCAGCUCAGCCACCAGAAGCAUGACUCUUCCCAGGACCAGCUCAGCCACCAGAAGCAUGACUCUUCCCAGGGCCAGCUCAGCCACCAGAAGCAUGACUCUUCCCAGGGCCAGCUCAGCCACCAGAAGCAUGACUCUUCCCAGGGCCAGCUCAGCCACCAGAGGGCCAGAAGAGACCCAGGGGGCCAGAGGAGAACGGGGGGCACUGGUCAACAUGGAACUUCUUGGGUUGCCUAACAUUGGCAACACUUGCUUCCUUAAUGCCACCCUGCAGUGCCUCCUGGUCCUGCCGUCCUUCUCAAAGGAAAUCCUGCACCAGGAACAACUCUGGAGCUCCUCCCCCUUCUCCAACCUGCUCAGGUGUCUGUCUGAUGUGCACCGUUUGAGUCUACCUGACAGUGGUGCAAACCAGGCCUCAAAAGCAGACCUCAUGUGGAAGGUCAAGUACUCCUUGUCGGGAUACGAUUUGAAGUAUCUGGGGGACACGCAACAGGACGCACACGAGUUACUUGUGAACAUGCUGUGCCAGCUGAAGGAGGAGGGCAUGAUACUGAAGACACUCGGGGUGAACUAUUCCUGCCCUGUUUCUCAGCUGGAGUUCCAGCUUGUGUCGGUGCGCACAUGUACCAGCUGUGGGCGCGAGUCGUCCACCAGAGAGGACUACAACCACCUCUCAUUGGACUUCAGCCCUGAGCGCACCUUGCUGAGCAGCCUAGCACUCACUUUCAAAGGUGAAAAGGUUGAAUUCACAUGUGAGGGUUGUAAAGGUCUCCACGCCUUAAAGGUGGAGCAGUUCCACACACUGCCUCUUGUGCUGGUUCUGCAUCUGAAGAGGUUUGGAGGACCUGGGGGGUUGGAGAAGCUGGAGGCUCCUCUUUUGUUUCCUUCGGAGCUGAGGCUCUCCACCCUCUGUGGGGACAUGGUGCCACACCUGCACAGUGCCAGCCCACAGGCCCUCACCAACCAGGCCCCCAGCAUCCAGGGGUCCAUCCCCCAGACCCUCGCCAGCCUAGUCUCCAGCCCACCUGGAGAGGCCAAAGACGGCGCCCUCUGCUGUUCAGAAGCAGCAGCCAGUGCAGUCAGUGAAUGGUUACUACCAGCUGACUGGCGUAGUCUCUCAUCUGGGAGGCUCCGCAAACUCUGGGCACUACAUUAGUGACAUCUUGCAUGCCAGUGGAAACUGGUUCUGCUGUAACGACAGCCAGGUGUCAAUGUCCAAUGAAGCCACUGUGCUGAGGACCAGAGCCCAGAGUGCCUACAUGCUCUUCUAUAUGUUCAGGUACUGCUUACUCUCGCCAUCUAUGUUCUUGUGUUGCUAUUUAUGUGUACGGUUCCUUUCACCCUACAGGGCAAGAGAGCGGAAGGCCCCAGCACACAGGGCCUAACAGGGGCACCAGCACCAGCCCCAGCCUAAACAGGGGCAGCACCUGGACAGCCUCAAAACACUCAGACCUGCCUCAACAGUGGUAGUACCAGAACCAGCAUAAACAGGGGUAGUACCAGGCCCAGCCUCAAAACCCCCAGCCCAGCCUCAACAAAAGCAGCAUUUGGACCAUUUAACACCCCCAGCCCAGUCUCAACAUGGGAAGAACCAGGCCCAGUCUCAACACACUCAGCCCAGUCUCAACAUGGGAAGAACCAGGCCCAGUCUCAACACACUCAGCCCAGUCUCAACAUGGGAAGAACCAGGCCCAGUCUCAACACACUCAGCCCAGUCUCAACAUGGGAAGAACCAGGCCCAGUCUCAACAUAGGCAGAACAAGACCCAGCCCCAACAACCUCAGACCUGCCUCAACAGGUGCAGCACUUGGCCCAGCUCCAAUCAUGCGGCUCAAGGGAGACUUGCUCUUCAACACUAGCAUCAACAUUCUUUCAGUAGCUUAUGUCAUAAAUACCUGCCCUUGAUUUGACUGCUUCACCUAAUGUAUAAAGCUCAUGUAAGAAAACGUAUAAAGUAUACACACUAAAUGUAGUACACAUGUAAAUGUGUUGGAUAGAGUGUGUGAUUAUUUAGAGGGUACAUCAUCCCUUCUAUUUGGUUUGGUUGAAAUCCUCCUGUUGUGAAAUACACUGUGGUGUAUAACCUUAUUCAGCAUGGUCACACCGGAGGACCUGCAAUAUUCAACAUUGAUCCAUGUCGGGAGAUGACUUGUGCAUGCCAUGCAAUU